This is a messenger RNA of Agrilus planipennis (emerald ash borer), 3864 nucleotides long. RefSeq names its product terminal nucleotidyltransferase 5C. The coding region runs from base 1426 to 2904 and encodes 492 amino acids. Gene Ontology annotation, biological process: mRNA stabilization. Lineage: Eukaryota; Metazoa; Arthropoda; Insecta; Coleoptera; Buprestidae. The transcript has 2 exons. Gene Ontology annotation, molecular function: poly(A) RNA polymerase activity; RNA binding. The record is from RefSeq and is a predicted model, not a curated record.
AUCGGCCGUCAUUGUGACGUGGUCUAAUUGUAACAUUUACCAGUUAUGUUUUGACGUAGAUUAAGGUGCUAAACUACACCAUGACUCUAGCGCCUCCACAUGGCGUUCUUGGAAAUAGCAACAUUUUCGUCUUGUCUAAAUGCUAAAUUUGGAUUCAUCAGUGAACAAUGUGGCACUGUACCAUUCAAUUGUUUUCGUGGAAAUUGUAAAUGUGUCGGGACAAAUCUGGAGAUAAAACUGGUUUUCUUGAUCUCACUUGGUACUCCUGAAGUCUUCUGUGAACAGUUAAUACUGAAAUCUCAUGUCUACGAACGAUGAGCUAGAAGUACAGAAGAUAAACGAGAAUCACGAACAACUGAUAGUCUUAGAAAAUGAUCUUGACAAUGGAUUGUUAUAGAGAGAUGACCUGGUCGUGCCCUCCUUGUAUAUCGCCUGAUGGCAUCAUUGAAGUACGUGAAACAUUCGCGAUAAUUCGCAUACUCGGUCCUUCUUCAAUUGAAUUGCACAGACGAUUGCUUCAAUAUACUAUUUCUGGAAUACGAAAAUGUUCCAAGAAGUAUACUGGAAAACGCUGUAUACGUUUCACUGUUCAUUUGUCUGCUUCUGGUUGAAUAAAGCAGAUUAACCAACUGUGACUAAAACCAUUGAUCUGAUGAGAUGAGAUGAUUCCAAUAAAAAUCUAACUGUCCCGUUUUUUUAGCACAAGUGUUAUUUUGCUCCCUGUGAAUAUGACUGCUAAAUUACUUAUCCAAGGAAGUUUCACUUUCUGGCAACAGCGGAGGAAAUAUGUAACGUUAGUUUUCCUUCAUAUAUAUGUGUGAAAAUGUGAAAUGUCAUCACGAAACUCGAGGCGUUUUGAGUUAUGUGAGAUUAUAUAAUUGUGGAUCCAUAUUAUCAUUUUUACAAAACGGAAAAUACGGAACGUAAAAUCUACAACUGUGUGGGCCACUUUUGACGCUUUCAAAAAGAAAAUCUAGUGCAACGUCUUCGCUUCCGAAUUAUGAAGUUUAUAUUGAACGACGGAUCGGGAAAUUUUGUGGUGUACUGUACGAUGCCGUAGUAUUGAGUUUUCGAGAAAAUGCUAGAGUGGUGCACAGCGUGACGGUUGUAGUCGGGAGCUUAACGCGUGCGCGUUUUCCUUUCGCAAACUUGACGCUUUACAAUCGACUGUUGCUUUUCCCAGUGUGGCGUGUGUCAGUCGGUAGUGCAGUCGCGAAAAACGGUACUCACUCAUAGCAUACUACCAUUUACUCUCUCAUUCAUACCAACAACAACUCGUAUAACAAGUGACUUGUUCGCGCGACCACAUUUUUUAAAAAAAAAAAAAAAACACCCUUCGCACAGUUUGUUCCAGCCACUUAUUUAGAUUUGUAAAGAGGGUGAAAAAAAUCACCCCACGCAAAGGGCCAUUUUCGUUGAGUGAGCAUGAACAACGCGGAACUAAAGGAUGCUGUCGACAUGAACAUGGAAGAUUCAGGAAAUAGUUGCGGAAGCUCGGUUUUCUCCGAUGUGAGCGGAACCGACUUCUUCGACGGCGACACCGAUGAUGUCCAGGUGUCCGAUUUAGAAGGCUUGGAAAACCUCGACGACGAGCACCAACAUGACGAAGACACGAUUCUUGACCAACAGUGUGAUUCGUUGGGAUCAUGGGAACUUCCAAGGCGCCGUUCGUCACCAAUCAUCCACAAUAGCAUGUCUUCUAACAUAGACGCUCAGCAACGUCUGGCUGUCCUCAGUUACGAACAGGUCCGUCGCCUAAACGACGUCAUGGACGAAGUUGUCUCAAUCCACGGCCGAGGGAACUUUCCCACCCUCGAAGUGAAACUAAAAGACUUAGUAACAACUGUGAGAGCUAAAUUAGUAGCCGAUACCGCAUCAGGGGGUGCAGGUAUGAAAGUGCGCGAUAUUCGUCUGAACGGUGGCGCCGCAUCACAUGUUUUGGCCACCGAAUCGCAGCCCUACAACGAUCUAGAUCUCAUAUUUGGCGUGGAAUUGGGCAACGCGAGAAAUUAUGACAAAGUCAAAUCGGCCGUGUUGAGUUCCCUCUACGAUCUACUUCCCGAUGGAGUCAGUAGAAAACGUAUCUCGACGUGUUCGUUGAAAGAAGCGUAUGUGAGCAAAAUGGUUAAAGUCAACAACGACGUCGACAAAUGGUCUCUCAUUUCUUUGGGAAACUCACGCGGUCACAAAAAUGUCGAAUUGAAAUUCGUUGACACAAUGAAAAGACAAUUUGAAUUUUCCGUUGACUCAUUCCAGAUUCACUUGGAAUCCUUACUAUUAUUCUACGACUGUUCUAAACUCCCAAUAAGUGAGAAUUUCUAUCCAACUGUUGUUGGCGAGUCUGUUUAUGGAGAUUUUCAAGAAGCGUUGUAUCAUCUACAGAAAAAGUUUAUUGCCACCAGAAACCCCGAAGAAAUCAGAGGCGGCGGCUUGCUAAAAUACUGUAAUCUACUAGUCAAAAACUACAAGCCCGCAAAACCGGAUUGCAUCAAAACCCUUCAGAGGUACAUGUGCUCUCGUUUCUUUAUAGAUUUCUCGGAUAUCACUCAGCAGCGGGCGAAACUGGAGAACUACCUUAUGAAUCACUUCGUUGGGCCUGAGGAGGAAGCCUUGAAGCACCCAUAUCUCAUGUUGUUGCACGGCGUCGUCGAGGAAUCCACUGUAUGUCUGAUGGGUCAUGAAAGGCGACAGACCCUUAGUCUGAUCGAAGGUCUUGCAUGGCAGGUUCUGUGCCAGGAACAGCAGAAAAUAUUGAGUCAACACCAUCACCCUGGUGCACCACCCGCGACACUAGUGUACGCAAACGGAUACUUGUACGCGCCAGUGGCAUCCGUGAUACCAACCAAUUGCUAUCCAUGCACAUGCAACGCAUGGCUCGCAACGACGACAUGCCCGUCUACGUGAUGCGGGUACUGUAGUGAUGAUCCGUGAAGUGCACCCUGCCAAUGCUGUCUUCGACGACGAUAAUCAGACUGAGUAUGUUGUGAGUUGUGAUUACUCGGGCGUGACACCUCCAGGUCCACACGAUUCAUAUCUAAUCAUUCCAAAAUUAUUCGGUGAACCAAUUGACAUUUUCUCGUCAAGGAAGGCUGAAUGCAGUCCGAUUUGGCGCAAUUAUUAAUUUUUUCAGUGGCUGUGACAAAAUCAUCUAUUUGCGGAGAAUGAAGGGAACGUAGUUCUGUUGUGUGAAGGGUGCAAACGCAAACCUUCGGCAAAGUUUCUUGAUCGUUUCGAUUUUUGGAGUUUCAGACGUUACAGCCAAAAUUUUCAAUUUAACUCAGUCAGUAAACAAUGUUUCACACGGUAACUUGGUCUCACAAAUUCUCCUACCUACGAAAAUGCUUACAAACUCUCUUCUGUUCUUCAAUUUUAUUUUUGUUUUCUGCUUUUAGUAAACAAGACGGUGUAGUAAAUCAAUUCUUGCGUUUUUUGAUUUGAUGCAAAAAAAUUGUAAGAUUUAAUUUAUUAUUUUAGUUUUGUUUACAAUCGAUUCUAUUUUAGUUUUGUUUACCAUCAAUUCUUGUUAAUGGUUCAUUCGUGUUUUUUGAUACAGAGGCUAGACAUAAUUCGCGAAUACACUACUGCACGAAAAUGAUGAACAUCUAAAUUUGAAUUUCGUAUAGAAAAUGUUCAUUGUUUUUGUAACAUAAUGUGCAAAUUCCAAGUAUUGUGCUUUUCGUUUUCAAUUCUAUUCAAAUGCAUUUUUGUUCGGAACAUCUUAAACUCCCAUAAUUUCGAAACCCAGUGAUUUAUAUGCAAUCGAAAAAGUUAAAUCCCGUUGAAUUCAAUCUAAAACAAAAGGUCGGAUUUAACGGAAAAAUGGCAAUGUUGUCUCUCCUUUAUUAAGUAUAACGUACUUCAAAG